ACCUGGAUAUUAUCACCUGAGGCUGCAUCUAUCCUCGCUCAGACCACCCACAUCCCACGUUUACAUCUCCGCCAUGUCCUAUUAUUUCACCAUCUUCUCACCAACCGACACUCCUCUCUUCACGCAUGAGUUUGGAACAUCGCGAUCGGGUGGCGAUGGCGUCCCACACUUCACAACCGCCGAGCGCUCCAUGGCACCCUUCGUAUUGCACUCGGCGCUAGACAUGGUCGAAGAAGUGCAAUGGGGACCCUCAACCUCAUCAGGCUCCGCGCCCAUGUACCUCAAGCACAUCGACAAAUACGCCAACAAUUUCGUCUCGUGCUGGGUUACUGGCGCAAACGUGCGAUUCCUCCUGCUCACGCGGCCGCGGGACGAGGCACUAGGACUGGGCGGCUCUGGGAACAAUCGCGGGAGUCUCGCGGGCGGUCGCACGGGUAUGACGGGUGGUGGGGGGCUAUAUAACCCGUCUGCACCUGCGACGGAAGAAGCUGUCAAGAAUUUCUUCGUGGAGGUUUACGAGGCUUGGGUGAAGACGGUUAUGAAUCCCUUCUUCCAUGCGGGGAAUGGAGAUGUGGUGAAGAGCCCGGUGUUCAAGGCGAGAGUUGCUGCUGCCGCGAAGAAGUAUCUUUGA
This is a messenger RNA of Periconia digitata, 631 nucleotides long. NCBI's taxonomy places the organism in Eukaryota, Fungi, Ascomycota, Dothideomycetes, Pleosporales, Periconiaceae. The record is from the annotation of a GenBank genome assembly.